Molecule: messenger RNA, 704 nt
Organism: Prorocentrum cordatum
Lineage: Eukaryota; Dinophyceae; Prorocentrales; Prorocentraceae
Source: the annotation of a GenBank genome assembly
GAGUGCAUCCGGUUAACGAUCUGCUCUUGGUGUGUUUUACGCCCGACGCCGACGUCUACUUCGGAGUGCUCGACGGCUCGACUGGCGACCACCAGGCGGUCAGGUUCUCCCCGGACCGUCGCACGAUCCCCGCCGGCAUCGAUCGGGCCCAGACCUACCGGUUUAGGCGAGAGCCCACGCCGGCCAAGCUGGCUACGUUCAUGGACCAGGCGCGGCAGGCCGCCGACGACCUCUUCGUCCAGCAGGCUGCCGCAGCGGGGCUUCAAGCGAUGGCUCCGCCUGGACGGGCCUUGAUCCCUUUCGUUGCCCUCGUGGUCCCGGCAGCGGGUGUGGGAGCUCUCGUUCAGGCGGGUGCCGCUCCUGUCGUUGCCAUUGGGCCAGGGCCGGUGGCAGCCAACUGGGUGAUUGUGGAGUCCAUAACCUUCGGACCGCGAAGGAAGUCCGUGAUCAUGACAGCCGCGGACACUGUGCAGGGGAGCGUGAGCAUCUUCACCACUCCUGCUGGGGUCCCCGUCCUGGUCAGGGAUCUUCAAGGCAACUCGCUGGACGAGUACGUCCCCAUGGAGAGUUUCCACGACCUGCGUUUCAGCAAGGCGCAGCUGGUCGAAUACGUGCACCACAUGGACUUCCUCUCCUCGCGCGCCACCGGAAAGGGCAAGGGAAAGAACCCGACCUUUUCGCUGCAGCACGCCGUGUUCGACGAG